ACUACGCUGUCACGCUCUGCCCAGGCAGCCCGUAGAUGUGAACCGCUCCAGCAUCCCUGCGUGCGGCUAUGGUGCAAAUGUAUAUCUAGAAAAUCUAUCAGAAAAUAUGUAAGAAAGAAAGGACAGGAAAACGAUAGAAAAAUGUACCUUUGCUCCGCGUUAGCAUUUGCAAUGAGAAGGGGACCGAUAUGACCGGGCGGACUGUCUGCGGUGGCUCUCUAUGGAAAGGGGAUGCUAUUCUGAGGGAAAUGCGGAAUCUUUUUCUCUGUAGGUGUUAACGUUAGGAAAUUACAAGAUGAAGAAGCAAUUUAAUCGGAUGCGACAGCUCGCCAACCAAACGGUGGGCAGGGCAGAGAAAACAGAGCCGUUGAGCGAUGACCUGUUACAGGUGGAGAAGCGUCUGGACCUGGUCAAGCAGGUGACCCACAGCACUCACAAGAAGCUGACGGCCUGUCUCCAAGGGCAACAAGGGGCCGAGGGGGAGAAGAGAUCCGUCAAGUCCCCGUCGAAGAAGCUGCCCCUCACCAUGCUGGCCCAGUGUCUGGUGGAAGGAGCCGCCGUACUGGGGGACGACUCCCUCCUGGGGAAGAUGCUGACGCUGUGCGGGGAGACGGAGGAGAGUCUGGCCCAGGAGCUGCUCCAGUUCGAGGUCCAGAUAGAGAGGGACGUGGUGGAGCCCCUCUUCGUGCUGGCCGAGGUGGACAUCCCCAACAUCCAGAAACAGAGGAAGCACUUAGCGAAGCUGGUCUUGGACAUGGACUCCUCCCGGACAAGGUUCCACCAGUCGUCCAAGUCCUCCAGCCACCCCAGCACUCUGCAGCCCGGCGCCAAGGCCGAGUCCCUCCGGGAGGAGAUGGAGGAGGCGGCCAACCGGAUGGAGAUCUGCAGGGAUCAGUUGUCAGCAGACAUGUUCAGUUUUGUGGCCAAAGAAAUGGACUAUUCAAAUUACUUUCAGACGUUGAUAGAAAUCCAGGCCGAGUACCACAGGAAGUCGUUAGAGAUCCUCAACAGUGUUCUGCCCCAGAUUAAAGCACAGCAAGAGGCGUGGGUGGAGAAGCCGUCCUUCGGGAAGUCCCUGGAGGACCAUCUGAACAUCAGCGGCAGGGAGAUCGCGUUCCCCAUCGAGGCCUGCGUCACCAUGCUGCUGGAGUGUGGCAUGCAGGAGGAGGGCUUGUUCAGGGUGGCGCCGUCGAACUCGAAGCUAAAGAAGCUGAAGGCGUCGCUGGACUGUGGGGUUCUGGAUGUGCUGGAGUACUCUGCUGACCCCCACGCCAUCGCAGGGGCUUUGAAGUCAUACCUCCGUGAGCUCCCCGAGCCGCUGAUGACCACCGAGCUCUAUGAUGAAUGGAUCCAGGCUUCAAAUCUUCAGGAUUUGGAGAAGAGGCUACAGGGUUUACUGUGCGCCUGUGAGAAGCUCCCCACAGACAACUUGAACAACUUCCGAUACCUGAUCAAAUUCUUAUCCAAGCUGACUGAGUACCAAGACGCCAACAAGAUGACCCCGGGCAACAUGGCCAUCGUACUGGGGCCCAACCUGCUGUGGACGCACACCGACGCAAACAUAACGGAGAUGAUGACCACGGUGUCGCUGCAGAUCGUGGGCAUCAUCGAGCCGAUCAUCCAACACGCCGACUGGUUUUUCCCUGGAGACAUUGAGUUCAACCUGACGGGUUGCUACGGGAGCCCCAUCCACAACAACCACAACUCCAACUUCAGCUCCAUGCCCUCGCCAGACAUGGACCACACGGAGCGCAGGCAGCAGCACGACCUGGGCCGACGGCCUCUUAGCGUCGCCACGGACAACAUGAUGUUGGAGUUCUACAAGAAGGAUGGCAUUAGGAAGAUACAAAGUAUGGGCGUGCGUGUGAUGGACACCUCCUGGGUGUCCCGUAAGGGUUCGUCCACGCUGGUGCGCAAGACCUCCUCCACCCCCCCCGGCCUGCAGGGGGGGGGGUUGGGCCCCCCCGCCGACUCCCUGAUCCUGGAGCAGCCCGGCGAGCUCAGCACCUCGCCCUCGGCUACGCCCCCCCUAUCCUCUACACUCUGCAGCCCCGACGACGUGUCGCCCCUACGGCCGGACCCCUCCCACCCCUACCCUCCCCCGGGGGGCGGGGAAGAGCGCCCGCCCCCCCCCUACCCCUCCUCCUCGGCCCAGCACCACUUCUACCCCAAGCCCCCGCCCUGCGUCCGCCCCGUGGCCCCGGGGCCCGAGUCCCAGCCGCCCAGCUCCCCGCCCCCGCCACUGCGCUGGGCCGGCUUCCCCCCCCCGGCCCCGCCGCCCCCCUCCUCCUCCUCCUCCUCUUCGUCUUCCUCGCUGGACAUCAACUCCAACCCCAAGCCCAGCUGCCUGCACUUCCCCAGCAAGCACGGCGGGGGGGGGGCGGCGGCGGGGCCGGGGGGGGGGCCGGCCGACGCGGCCCACGACACGGCCGGCGCCUCGCCGCUCUACAUGAAGGCCCCCCUGGCGCUGCCCCCCUCCGCGGGGCACGCCCGCCACGACAUGUCCCCCGGGAACCCCCCCAGCCUCCCCUCGUCCGCUCCCCCCCCCCCGCCGUGGGCCGCCUGUCCGUGCGCCCGGGAGAGAGGCCCCUCCUCCAGGCUGACUAGCACCCUGAAGAGCAAAGAGCUGUCCCCCGUCAUCGGACACAAGGGCAUCCAGGUGGUCGGCCCCACCGUCCCGCUCAGCAGCUGCCCCCCGCUGGGCAGCCAGUCCCCCCACUCCACUGAACCCAGUCCACACACCCUCCGCAAAGGCUCCAAGAAGCUGGCGCCGGGGCCGCCCAAGGUCCCGUACGGCGGGGGGGUGUCGGACCAGUCGGCGGGGGGGCAGCCCUCGCCCGUCAGCCUGUCCCCCACCCCGCCCAGCACCCCCUCCCCCUACGGUCCGGCCUGCCCCCCGGGGCCCCUGAUGGCGCUGGGGGCCUCGCCGGGGGGGGGCCAGCCGCCGCCGCCGCCCGGCAGCGGGCCCUACUCGCUGUCGUCGCCGCCCUCCCUGGCCGGCACCCUCACCAAGUCCCGUCCGGGCCACAGCAAGCCCCGGCAGCGGCCAAGCCUGCCCCCGCCCCAGCCGCCCAGCGCCCCCCCGCCCGACCCCGAGCUCCUGGAGGGGCUGUCCCCCGGGGAGAGCAUGUCCACAGAUAUCUUCAAUUAUGAAAUCCCUCCCAUCAAUGUCAAUCUGGACAGCCUCAUCGACGAGUUCAGCGGCGCCCCCUGCAGGAGAUACAUGGGAUACUACAUGGCAGACUCUCCGGAGGGAGACGCUGUCGCGGAGGAGGAGCCCCAGAGCACCACCCUAUGACCUUUGACCUUUUGAUCCCCCCCCCCCCCCCCC
Messenger RNA from Gadus morhua (Atlantic cod), 3331 nucleotides. It is a transcript of the gene arhgap44a, whose product is annotated as Rho GTPase activating protein 44a. The transcript has 22 exons. Gene Ontology annotation, biological process: regulation of actin cytoskeleton organization; negative regulation of Rac protein signal transduction; regulation of dendritic spine morphogenesis. Gene Ontology annotation, cellular component: postsynaptic density; dendritic spine; intracellular anatomical structure. The coding region runs from base 296 to 3298 and encodes 1000 amino acids. Gene Ontology annotation, molecular function: GTPase activator activity; protein binding. The record is from RefSeq and is a predicted model, not a curated record. NCBI's taxonomy places the organism in Eukaryota, Metazoa, Chordata, Actinopteri, Gadiformes, Gadidae.